AUGAUGUUCUCUACGGGAAGCUUGAAGGCCCCGGGUCCUGAUGGUAUGUCAGUUCUCUUCUUCAAACACUACUGGAACUUUAUGGGGAAGGAUUUCUGUGAUGUAGUGGUGGACUUUUUCCAGUCAGGGAAUAUGCAUAGAGGCUUUAAUGCUACAAAUAUUACCCUCAUUCCUAAGGUUCCCAACCCUAAGAAAGUGUCCCGAUUCAGACCUAUCUCCUUGUGUAAUGUGAUUUACAAGUUUAUUAAUCACGUUCUGCGUAGUUUCAAGGCCACUGACAAAUUCUACCAUUGGGUCAGUCAGUGUAUCACAACAACUUCUUUCAACCUUUUCCUCAAUGGAAGAAAGUUUAACAGUUUGACUCCGGAGUGUGGCAUAAGACAAGGAGACCCCCUAUCUCCCUACAUCUUUAUCUGGGUGGGUAAAAUCCUCUCGCGUAUCAUUGAGCAUGCCAUCGAUAGAGGUACCAUCAAAGGCAUAAAGCUGAGCAGAGAUGGCCCCAAACUCUCUCACCUUUUCUUUGCUGAUGAUCUGAUCCUUGUUGGCAGGGCAAACCUUGAAGAAGCUAGGAGUUUGUGGCAUUGCGUGGAGAAGUUUUGUGAUUGGUCUGGUCAGAAAAUUAAUAAGCUCAAAAUCUCUAUUUUCUUUAGCGGUAACACAAGUGAUGGUAUGAAACGAGGUAUCAGGAUUGAACUGUCACGCCAAAAAGAUGCGGACUUUAACUUCAUCCUUGAUAACCUGGUGUCAAAACUUCAUGGGUGGAAAUUAAAAACAUUAUCCAAGGUCGGUCGUGCUACGUUGAUCAAGUCGGUGGGGCUGGCUUUGCCUAUCUACUCGAUGCAUACGACAAAGCUGUCUAAAAAGCUUGCAUCUCGGAUUGAUGGUAUGAUGAGGGACUUUUGGUGGGGUUGUGAGCAAGGUAAUAGAGGCAUCUGUCUUAAAGCCUGGGACCAGUUGUGCCUCCCCGAAUCCCGGGGAGGGCUUGGAUUUAGAAAGACUGUGGAGAUGAACCAAGCGUUGUUGGCCAAGUGGGGUUGGGCUCUGCUUACUGAAGAACAGUCGAUGUGCUGUAAUGUCCUCAAAUCUAAGUACCUUAAGGGUAAGCAGUUUCUUGACUGUGAGGUUAAGAGCUCAGAUUCUUGGUUUGGGAGAAAUGUGGUGCGAUCUAAAGAGACUUUAAGAAAAGGGGCAUGCAAGCUAAUAUCUGAUGGGAGAGAGACAAGUAUUUGGAAUGACCCUUGGGAAACUAUUAGAAACAUCUUAAGAGGCGGUAAUCCAAGCGGCCAGAGAAGGGAUAGAUGGGUCUGGACAAAGGAACCUAAUGGCCUGUUUUCAACCAAGUCUGCCUAUCUUAUACAAGCGCUCGCUGAGGCGCCUUCGUGCACCAUUGCUCCGACAUUAUGGAACAAACUCUGGAACUCAAAGAUUUUAGAACGACACAAAGUUCAUUGGUGGAGUAUCCUCUCCAAUGCACUACCCCUAAGAGCCCUUCUUGCUAAGAGGAUGGGUUUUGAGGAGGUCUCCUGCCCUAUUUGUGGGGAGAUGAGGAGACCACAGAGCACUUGUUCCUGUACUGCAACUUUGCUUUCCACUUUUGGAGGUCUUCUCCUUGGGGGUCAUGCCUGUCCUGGAUUCUGGAGCCCGAAUGUGGGACUGGAUUAUGGCUCCUGCUUGUUUUCCCCACCACAGCCUUCUGAAACUCUUGCUUGGUCUCCACCUCUGGAGGAUUGGGUUAAAAUCAAUUGCGAUGUAAAGGUCGGAGGCGACACUAUGUGUGCUGUGGCAAUUGCAAGGGACCAUAAGGAAUCAGUUUUGUGGGUGGCGGCAAAAAGACUACACUUCUCGGACCCACUCACUGGAGAAGCUGCGACCUGUCUUUUAGCUAUGGAGACGGCCGUCUCAUUGCAUCAUCCUUUUGUUAUGGUGGAGAGUGAUUCUGAGAUUGUUAUCAAGAACCUAAGAGGGACUGACUCCUUUUGGGGAAUCGAGAACUAUGUGCGACAAUGCAAGAUCCUCUCUGGUUUUAUGACUAAUUGUAAUUUUUCUUGUAUUUCUAGAAACAGUAACUAUGCGGCCCAUAAUAUGGCCAAAUGGGCGUUUACCAACAAUGUUACGGGGAUGGUAGAGAUAUCUACUAUACCUGGUAAUAUCUUUUGUAAUGACCGUCAGGUCUAA
Messenger RNA from Cannabis sativa, 2175 nucleotides. RefSeq lists its product as uncharacterized. The record is from RefSeq and is a predicted model, not a curated record. Bases 1 to 2175 code for a protein of 724 amino acids. Gene Ontology annotation, molecular function: RNA-DNA hybrid ribonuclease activity; nucleic acid binding. The transcript is spliced from 5 exons. NCBI's taxonomy places the organism in Eukaryota, Viridiplantae, Streptophyta, Magnoliopsida, Rosales, Cannabaceae.